AUGUCAAGUACGACCGGCAAUGGCUCUGCGUCCAAUCGUCCGAAAACUCCGACUCAAGACCCGGCCGAGCUUGUAAUCCUUCCGAUCGCGGCAACCGGACCACCAGCGGAUGAGGUCGACCGUUCCCGCCAUUAUUUGAAGUUGGUGGCGGAUAUGUCGACGGUUCUGAAUGGCUUGGAUCCUGCGGAGUAUGGUGGCUACCGCUUUGCCAUCAUCGACAGUCCAGACCAGACAACCGAAUCCAGGGACGAACUUUUCAAGGCAGUAUCCUCGUGGGUAACAUCCGGUGCUGAGGAGUUGCCGGUCCCGGAAGGUAGAGCCCGCGAAGCUCUUAUUCAGUUCAAACAUCAUUUGAAACUGUCGGUCGACCUGUUCUCCGAAUUCAACAGACUCGCGGGCGAUGAGCAUUCCCGCCCCAUCAAGCCUCUUCCCGCGCAGUCUGCCGUCAAGCCCAACGCGUUCCCGCUCAGAGCCAGAUACUCUUCCCCCCCACCCGCCGCUAUGAGGGAUCGACCGCCCGCCACACCCGCUACCCCUGCCGCCACCCCCUCCGAUCAAAAGCUCACAUACCAAUAUGUAGCUACCAUUCGUCCAACAGAAACGGACGCGGAGGCGCUCCACAACGCUUUGAUGCGUGCUGCCCGACGAGCACGGCUAUCGGACGAUCCGUCCGAACCGCCUCCACCAUCUCUCCACGUUCAAUUACCAUCGAUUCCCGCCGCCCUGAGCUUCACAUCGGUCAAACCCGACCUAUUUGGAGUCGAACUUCCCCAACUUUCCCGCAAUGCCGAACGUGUCCUCUCGCCUCCCUCUCUCCUCUUCACCACGGACCUGCCGGAGACUCUGCGCAAAUACGCUAGAUACCUCAUCGCUCAUUGCGACACGGAGCAGCGGCCUGUUUUUGGUGCAGAAUCUACACACUUGACCUGCCCGGCGCCGGAGGUCACAUCCCCUCCUUCGUGGUACCAGACAUCCCCGACCGCAAUCGCUCUGAUCGAAGAAUAUCCUCGCAUCUAUUCGAGUCUUGCUAAAGGAGAAUGGUUGAACGAUCAAGUCAUCGAUGCAUAUCUCACUCUUAUUCACUGGCGACAAUCGACGUAUCAGCUACUCCCAUCUGGUCGCGUACCCACAUUCGUCCAUUCGUCUCAAAUCUGCCCUGCAAUUCAGACUCGGUAUACCAAGCGGGAACAGUCGUUGGUGCCGAUGGCUACUUGGUUUGAAAAGGAAAAUUUGGAUCCUUUUGAUUAUCGCUUUCACGCCCUUCCGUGGAACAUCACGCAGUUUCACUGGUUUGCUGUCGUGAUUGACAUUCCCGCCAAAAAUAUCGCGAUCCUCGAUUCGCUCUCUCACGUUCCCGCCGCUCUGGAGGGUCAGAACAACAUCGCCGCUGAGGAUAGUGAUACGGGAAACCUGGCCCUUGCGCGUUGCCGCAAGCAUUUCCAGAUGAUCGGCACCUGGUUGUCGGAGCUUCAUCUAAAGUUUCGGGGUACCCCACUAGUCCAGGCGGAAUGGUCGUUCUCGCUUCCCCCUGUUCCGCAACAAGAAGAUUCCUCAAACUGCGGCGUCUUCAUGCUUCAGCAUAUCGAGGCCAUCUGUAGAAUCCAGGACCUGGGAGCUGUCUGCAAUCAGCCAGCACCGAAACACGAUGCUCGCCGACAUAUGGCCAUCGAACUCGCCCAAAACCGACUUCAACGACGACAUGUUACCGACGAGUAUUGA
Messenger RNA from Filobasidium floriforme, 1719 nucleotides. RefSeq lists its product as uncharacterized. The transcript is spliced from 9 exons. The record is from RefSeq and is a predicted model, not a curated record. The coding region runs from base 1 to 1719 and encodes 572 amino acids. Lineage: Eukaryota; Fungi; Basidiomycota; Tremellomycetes; Filobasidiales; Filobasidiaceae. Gene Ontology annotation, cellular component: nucleus. Gene Ontology annotation, biological process: protein desumoylation. Gene Ontology annotation, molecular function: deSUMOylase activity.